Blastocystis hominis is the source of this 648-nucleotide messenger RNA. RefSeq lists its product as hypothetical. Bases 1 to 318 code for a protein of 105 amino acids. The record is from RefSeq and is a predicted model, not a curated record. The transcript has a single exon. NCBI's taxonomy places the organism in Eukaryota, Bigyra, Opalinata, Blastocystidae.
AUGUUUUGUAGGCAUGGUGGGGCUGGAAACCUUCCGCAUCCAAGCCAGCUCCGUGCAGUUCAUCAACGUUUUCCAACUUUCCAGUAUGACUCUGCUUCGUUUCCUCACUCCUUUGCAGACUUCCCUCGACUUUCUACGGUUUAUUUUGAAGAGAAAGCGCUGCUCUACACCUCCGAAAUCCGCUUUCAAAGUCGCUCCUUCCACUCUGUUUCUCCGUCUAGAUCUUCCGCGCCUUUCCCAAAUCAAAUUCGAGCGGGAAAACCUCAGCUGCUGCGCCGCGCUGCGACUCGAGCAGCUGCCUCUGUUGCAGCGCUUUGAGUGCGGAAAGGACUGCUUCUCCUCCUGUAAAACGAUGCGUUUUCUCCAUCUCCCCACGCUGGAAGUCCUCGCUUUCGGCGAAAACGCCUGUGCGCAGCUCGUCGAGUUGGCGCUCUGCGAUUUGCCGUCGCUUCGCUGGUUCUCCGCGUCGCAGAACGCGCUGAAAUCGCUUCAGAAGAUCGAAGUGACCGAUGUGAACAGCGCGCUAUCGCCGAAAUGCGUGAAACUCGCGAGCCACUUCGCGAUUCCCGACACAGUCGGCGACCCUUCGCAUCCAAUCCUCCAUGCAUUUCUUUCUCAUCCUCCUCCUCCUCCCUCUUCAUCCUGUUA